AUGCCCGGCUGUCCUUCUCCUUCAAACAUUAAGUCCCCCUUUCACUUUUCUGGAUGUUUCACGCUGCCUAGCCUUGUGCAUCCCGUUGGAGCAGAUAAUUUGCGCCUUUUCUUCUGUGCGAAGGAUCUCAGGUACACCUACUUGGGAUUUGGCUUAUCUGCCUCGGCCCCCGCGCUUUUGGACUUCGUGAUCCUCGUGCCCGUUACCAAUCAAGGGUGGACCCCACUUCGCUCUGUUCCCGUGGGCCGUGGACCCGACCCUCCCUUACUUGGACUGUCCUGCUGGACCAUCCAGCUGGGUGGAUCACCAAUCUCGUGCGGGCCUGGGGUCUGCGUGCUAGGCGCGCCCCUUCUUCGUUCCUCCGCCGCGGAUCACCUGGGCUGGGGGCCCCUUCCUCCUCCACCUGGCCCUGACGCCGCAGACCACCUGGGCCGUGGGCCCCCUCCUCUCUCACUCGGCCCUAUCGCAGCGGAUCAUCAGCGCGGGGGCCCCCGUCCUCCUCCACCUGGCCCUGACGCCGCGGAUCACCUGGGCUGGGGGCCCCUUCCUCCUCCACCUGGCCCUGACACCGCAGAUCACCUAGGCCAUGGGCCCCCUCCUCUCUCACCCGGCCCUGUCGCCGCGGAUCAUCAGGGCCGUGGGCGCCUUCCCCUUCCGCCUGGCCCUUCCGUCGCGGACCCCACCCCGAUGCCGGAACCUACUCCGGACUCUCCCCUUGAUGCAACUGUUCCCGGAAGCCCGCCGCUGCCUGCGCGGUCCGCUCCUGCUCCCUCACCUCCUCGGCAGGACUCUACUCAUGCCUUUCCCCUCCACGCACCGCCCCCGACCGACCAGACCGCCCCCCCUGCCUUCACCCGGGAGCCUUCACGUUCGAGUGCACGCUUACGCAACCAGGCGGCGUCGACAGCCCUUCGUCGUGCGAUGCUCAGGAAGGCAAGUCUGUCCGAGGGAGCGUCAUGCCCGGGUAACACGACCCACGAGUGGUCACGCGCCAUACUGAAAGCAAAGAGCCGACGCUAUGGGGUGGCACUUUCUGACGACGAAGCAGUGGAACUCCGCAAGUUCCUGCUUGCCGAGGCCUAG
Messenger RNA from Ananas comosus (pineapple), 1083 nucleotides. Its product is annotated as vegetative cell wall protein gp1-like. NCBI's taxonomy places the organism in Eukaryota, Viridiplantae, Streptophyta, Magnoliopsida, Poales, Bromeliaceae. Bases 1 to 1083 code for a protein of 360 amino acids. The record is from RefSeq and is a predicted model, not a curated record. The transcript has a single exon.